AUGCAAGAUUUGAAGGAUUGGGAGUUUCCUUUGGAUGUUAAUGCAAUGUUUCAUCGCCUAUGCAAGCUUACUAUAACAUCCUGCCCCGAGUUAGCUGGAAAAUUACCCAGCUACCUACCAUCUUUAGACAAACUGCAAGCUAGACCGGGUGGAACUUUCAAACAUUUUAAGUUGACAUGUCUAACGGAGGGCUUCAUGCAAGGGUUGACAGAGGUAAGAAAUUUGGAGAUCCAUGUUUGUAAGGAUCUGCUGUCAUUAGGGAGCCUCAGUUUUGUUCGUUAUUUAGAAAUUACAAAUGGUUUGCCACUCAUUUCCUUGGGGGAAGAGGUGGAAGCAAAGGAGACGGCACAACUUGAUAUCCCCUUCACUGUGGAAUGUUUGACUUUUCAUCUUUCAUUACAGAAGUUUCAAAAAGCUUUCUCCAGCCUGUACAAUCUUAGAGAGCUAUACUUUACCAGGUACCAUGGACGUGUUUUAAUGAGAGAGUCCAACUUGCCUUCAAGUCUUAAAAUACUAGAAAUCAAAGACUGUUUUGAGUUACAGUGUGCUCUGGAUGAGGAAGAGAAUGUUAAUGAUAACAUCAGAAACACAGGUCUUCUUGAGGAGUUAACCAUUAAGUCAUGGCUGUUGCUUACAUGCUUGUUUGCUAGAGGGGAGUUACCUUCAAUACCUCACCAUUUCACUUUGCACAACACUGGAAACUGUGACAUGCUAGGAAAGUUACCAUCUGCUCUUAAGCACCUUGAUAUUUCUAUUUGUCCAAAGUUGAAGUCAGUAGCUAAAAGAUUUCAGAAGGAUUCAUCUCUUGAAUACAUUUCGAUAUUCGAUUGUGCAAAUCUUAAAUCACUACCUGAGUGCCUUUACAACCUCAGUAACCUGAAAAUAUUUUACGUAGGUAGUCUCCGGACUUUUCUUUCCUUUCCUGAAGGAGGUUUCCCUGUUUGCCAACCUGAUAUUGCUUCAUCAGCUACUUUGAAAAACUUGAGGCUCUGCCUAACUGCUUCCACAAGCUUGCAUCUCUGCGGCGCUUGUUUAUAG
This is a messenger RNA of Gossypium arboreum, 1038 nucleotides long. RefSeq lists its product as uncharacterized. The record is from RefSeq and is a predicted model, not a curated record. The transcript has 2 exons. The coding region runs from base 1 to 1038 and encodes 345 amino acids. Lineage: Eukaryota; Viridiplantae; Streptophyta; Magnoliopsida; Malvales; Malvaceae.